CAAGAGCUUGGCGCUUCACUUCAAGUGAGAUUGCUCAUACGGGGCAAAAUUGACGUACGAAACCAGAAGGUCAGGACCCAGUUGGCAGUGUUAAAUGCACAGUCGGAGUCUCGGUGUCCCACAGCAGCGCGUUAAAAACGGAUGCGUAGUAAAUGACUCGCCAUCGGUUCCCACCGUCACCGUAGCUGGCGGCCGAAAGUCGAACGUGUCAAUAUCAGAGUUGUUCGCGUGAGUGCGGCAGUCUACCGGGGACACGUAUUGAACACUCCUUCGAACGUGUCGCAAGAGUCGAAUACUUAAUAAAGGGCGUCUUGUGGAUGAUUAGAUCCCUACAGAACUUCUUUCAAAUAACAUGGGACUUGCUAUCUCUCACAUUUUUUCAGGGUUAUUCACCCAACAGGAGACGAGACUGGUGAUGAUCGGACUCGACGCUGCGGGGAAGACAACGAUCCUCUACAAGCUCAAGCUUGGCGAGGUCGUCGCGACCAUUCCUACAAUAGGAUUUAACGUGGAGACUGUCGAGUACAAGAAUAUCGCGUUUACCGUGUGGGACGUCGGAGGCCAGUAUAAGAUUCGUCGUCUCUGGCAGUAUUACUUUCACAAUACGCAGGCCGUCAUUUUUGUGGUCGACUCCAGCGAUCAUGAUCGCAUCGCAGAAGCGAAAGAGGAGCUCCGCGUGCUGAUGGAUAACGAGCAACUACGAGAUGCGCUUUUGCUCGUGUUUGCGAAUAAGCAGGACCUACCUGGCGCUAUGAGCGCGAGUGAACUCACCGAUGGACUGGAUUUGCGGACGUUCAGACAGAGAACGUGGUAUAUACAGUCGACUUGCGCAACUUCAGGUGAAGGCCUGUACGAAGGUCUAGAAUGGUUGGCAACCAAUAUUAAGAAGCGUCGUUGGCAGAUUAAGUCAAGCCUGCUUCUAGGUGUUGAGCCUUGCAUCCAAACGACCGUUUGGUCUCCCUAGGAGUACCGGUCUAUUAUGUCCUAUAUGUUCUAUUAUAUGUAUAUAACCUAUAAUACUACUUACCUACUAGCUGUACUUGAC
Suillus paluster is the source of this 1045-nucleotide messenger RNA. RefSeq names its product ADP-ribosylation factor. Gene Ontology annotation, molecular function: GTP binding; GTPase activity. Bases 353 to 964 code for a protein of 203 amino acids. The transcript is spliced from 6 exons. Gene Ontology annotation, cellular component: cytoplasm. Lineage: Eukaryota; Fungi; Basidiomycota; Agaricomycetes; Boletales; Suillaceae. Gene Ontology annotation, biological process: intracellular protein transport; vesicle-mediated transport. The record is from RefSeq and is a predicted model, not a curated record.